CGCUUUUCUUCUACAAAGGCCAGUAGUUGGUCUAAUGGAACUCUCAUACAGGGGUGUUGUUUAACGAUGAGAAGUUUUGAUUUAACAAUGAAUAAUUCGGGUUGUGCGUCAUGUACGCUCGAACCACCACCUGAUAUCCUUCAUAUACCGCCACCGCCGUUUCCAGCAAUUCUUCAACAAAGCUCCGAUUUCUAUCCACAUGCGGAUUUGUUAUCGUUUCCACCUCAUCUCAACGACAGUCCUUGUAAACAUUUCUGCGAUCGUCGUUCCGAAGGAGUUCAAUACAUAGAAAUGCCUCAACAAGGGACAGUAUUCGAUGACACGUGGUUACUGGUCCUAAUAUCUUCUUGCAUCGGUGUAAUUUUCAUAGGCAUUAUACUGGCAACAUUGCUUUUGAAAUGCAAAUUCAAUAGAAGUGGAAAAAGCGGCGUAAUUUCCAUACCAAAUGCAACAUCUGGUAUACAAACAAAAAAUGGAAGAAUUCAAAAUGAAGCUGUUCUUUACCCCUGUGCAGCUGAUACUAUACAAGAUAGUCGUGUUAUGUGGGCAACUCUAACACCACGGGGUACUACCAGACACUAUUUAGAGGAACAUACUUACGAAACAAUCGGUGGCGGACAAUUCCAUAAGCGUGCCUGUUCCACUACGCCAUCUGAACAUACUUAUGCAGAUCCACCGAUAACUACACCAAUUCAAAAUCGGUUGAAGGACGACAAAGCCUUUGAUAAUACCGCGUUCGUAGAUUACGAAGAACCUUCGUUGAUAAAGACUGAUUAUUAUCAGCUCAAUAAUGUCUUGGAAUCAAACGAUCCAGGUAUACAAAAAGGAACAUCGCGACCACGCGUCAGUUCACCAACACGAAUUGAACAUCCAAAUUUACCACCUCUUAACCUUCACCCCCAUAAACGUUCUUCUCGUAAAGGAUCUGCUACGCCACAAACUUCAGAUACAUUAUUAAGAAGUAGUAUUACAUCUACGUACAUUCCUACUCUAUAA
Molecule: messenger RNA, 996 nt
Organism: Eufriesea mexicana
Lineage: Eukaryota; Metazoa; Arthropoda; Insecta; Hymenoptera; Apidae
Exons: 6
Coding region: 67-996 (309 amino acids)
Source: RefSeq, a predicted model, not a curated record